Molecule: messenger RNA, 7770 nt
Organism: Microplitis mediator
Lineage: Eukaryota; Metazoa; Arthropoda; Insecta; Hymenoptera; Braconidae
Exons: 2
Coding region: 94-7770 (2558 amino acids)
Source: RefSeq, a predicted model, not a curated record
AGUUUUAUUUACAAAUGUCAGAAUUUAGACUCAAGUGGUUGUAGCACUAAUUGGUCGUACAGUUCAGGGAGUAUGAAUUCAUAAAAAAUUAUAAUGAAGCGAAAGGAGUCAAAUUGGCCAGCAGAGAUCGUUAAUACUGCCAAGGUUUCAUUGAAUGAGGAAGUGGCAUUCGAUGAUGUCGAUCAAGAAAUUAAUGGUGGUGAUAAAGCAUCCGAGGUGAAUGUAUCCAGCGACGAUGAAGUCGAUGAGGAUCUUGAGGCCGAAUAUCAGAGGCUUAACAGUAUCCUGGAUCUACCAGCAGAUACUUAUUCUCUUACACAAUUCAAAACAAAUCUUACUUUGUCUAAAUAUGAUGCACGUUCAGGUUCUACUCAUAUGUUUAUGCAUAAAUUUUCACCAUUUUCUCGUGGUUUACAAGGUGCUGCGAUAGCAAUCGCCGCGUACGUAACAACAAGUCUGUUGAAGGCUCAACUCUGGAACGAGAUAGUGAUCGAUCAAAUACUUGAGGACGGCGACACGUACUACUGUAACUCUUACAAACAAUUGUUAACUGAAGACCGUCGCGCUCUAACAGUUUGUGAAUUAGAAAACUCUCUAAUUAUUCAGCAAACUCAUAGAGCUAAAAUAAUAAUCGGUGAUGCCGUUUACACGGGAGUAUUUCGUCCAGAAACACCCACCGAUUUACAUUUAAUAAAAGCCUUGAAAUUAUUUUUUAAUAAUUACUCAUCAGGAAUUCUGACGUCAGCUCAUUUAAAUAUAUCUAUUUGGCGUGAUAACAAUUACAACAUCUUCGAUGCUCAGCCGAGAUCUGAUAACUUGGUACCUGAUUCAAGCGGAACUGCUAAAUUGAUAAUACUUCCUAAUCUUGCGUCUGUAUUGUACAUUAUUUUAGAAAAGAGUAAUUUAAAAAACGGUUACUUUGUUUUGUACCCAAUUAAAAUUGUCUCGGUCGUAAGAAUCGACGAUAGCGAGUCAGUAUCACAAGAUAAUUAUAAAUUUAAAAACAAGUCAAUGCCACCAGAGAUUAAAAAACAUUCAAGUGGUUAUGAUAUUCAAGGUCCCCGAGCUCUUGUCAGAGCCAGUAUUCAUAUAACUCAUAAUAAUGUACCUGAAAUAAUUCGCGGUCACUCCCAUCUUAUUAUCGCAUUGAGCGCUUUAAUAUAUUCACGAUUAAUUAAUGCCAAUAAAUGGACAACUCCCGUUAUUGAUUUAAUUUUCAAUCAAUCUCACAUAUAUUUUGUUGAUUUACUUCGCGUUCUUAAUAAAAAAAUUGAUCAUACAUUCAACUUAUCAAUUGACGAAAUAUUAACGGAUAUUUUUUUGGGUGUCUAUAGAGCUAAAAUUAAAAUUCAAGAUAAUGUUAUUCCAGGACAAGCGAAAAAGGCUAAAGGUAAAAGCAAACUUACUCUUGAAGAUGGAAUAAGUGAAUUGUUUACGACUUACCAGUGCGGAGUUUUAGAAAUUAAAAAAACAUUUUACGCUCUAUGGAAAAGCGGCGAUAAAUUUUAUUUUUUAGAUCCAUUUGGUUGCGAUCGUCAAGGAUUUAGGGUCGAUGAGUCAGACGCAUCGUCAGAAAAUCCUCUAAUAGUUGAGCGAUUUAAUGAAGCUGUUGCAUGCGUUAUGAUGCAUAAUUCAAUAGAUGAACUCGUUGAAAUAAUUUUAGAAAAUACAUCAAGUACUGAAAAAGAUCCUUUUAUUUUACAUGGCAUUAAAGUUCUUUAUGUUAAAGCCGAGACUGAAGGUUUGGAAAAUGAAAUUAUUUAUCGUGAACCCAAAACUAAUCGUCGACCAGAACCAGAAGUUGUAAUCCCUUCUUGUGAACAGAUUGCUAAGCAAAUAAAUGUUGAUGACGUACCUAAGCCACGUGCUUAUGCUGAAAAGACUAGGGAUAAAGAAAAUCAGUAUCCGGAGUUGUUUGAAAAUGCGCACAGUUAUUUGAUGGAGAAAGAAAAUUUAAUUAAUGAAAAUAAUGAAAUUUAUGAGAAAAAUAAAUUUUAUAAGGUUGUAAAUCCACGACGUUUAAUAUUACAUGCUAGCAAAAAUUGUUUUGCUGAAGAUUAUGAUGAAAGUUUACGAGGUCGUCAAGGGUUAUUAAUGGCACUCAGUGCAAUGUUGUUUUCAAAAUUAAAAAAUUCUUCAUUGUGGACUGGGUAUGAUUUAAACAAAAUAAUGGAUCUUGGUAAUCAAGUUUGUUUCAAUUUUUUAAAUAAAAAUUCUGGUGAAAGUGAUGAAGAAUCUGAAGAAGAUGAUGAUGAAGAUGAAGAUGAUGAUGAUGACGAAGAUGAAGACGACGAUGAUGAUGAUGAGGAAGAGGAAGAGGAAGAAGAUGAUGAUGAAGAUGAGGAAGAGGAAGAUGAUGAUGAAAUUUCUUACAAAGACAUUUCGAAAAUUCCUAACAAAAUAAAGUUUGAAAAAAAUACAUUAAAUUUAAAGAAAAAAAAAUCAAUUAUUGAAGGAAAUGCUGAGCCGAUAGUUAAUAUUGGAGAAGCAUUGGAAAGAUAUUUUAAAAAAUACAAUGAACUGAUAAUGGAAAAUAGAGAACUGGUUUAUGGAAUAUGGAAACAAGAUGGCUUGUAUUUUUUAUUUAAUCCUUAUGGAUCUGAUGAAGAAGGCUGGAGAUUAAGGGAUUAUCCUGCUUCAUUUGCUGUUACUGACAGUAUUAAUGAAUUAGUUGAUUUGCUUUAUGGUAUCCUAGAGUUUAAUGACAGAAAAUUUGUUUUUCACUUUGUACAUGUACAGUCUGUACAGCCGAAUAAAUAUGUCGCAGAUGAUAUUGAAGAGCCUAGCAUAUUUGAGAAAUAUCAGACCAUAUUUUUACCUCUGACGGAUGAUGAUUUGUUGGCUUUGGAAGAAAGUAAGAAAGAAGAGUUUCAAGAAGAAGAAGAAGAAGAAGAAGAUGAUGAUGAUGAUGAUGAUGAGGAAGAUGACGAUGAUGAAGAAGAUGACGAUGAUGAUGAUGAUGAAGAAGAUGAAGAGGAAACUGGAGAUGAAGAAACGAAAGAUACAGAUGACACAGAAAAUAAACGAGAAGAAAUAAUAGAAUUAGAUCCUUUGCUAGAAAUUUCUGAACAAGAGCCAAUAAUUUCACCAGAUCAAUUAAAUUUAUAUCUGUUGACAACAAAUGUUAAUUUAGAAGAAGAAGAAAUAAGUAUUGAAACCAAAGAAGCACUUGAAUAUGAAAAACUUAAAUACAAUCAUCCGCCGCCUUACGUACUUCCGAAUGAAAAAGUACUUGAGAUUCUUUUAUCAGCAAAGAAAGCAUUACAGUCAGUGCCUUCUUUAGUAUCUUGUUUUUCAAUCGAUUCAAAGUUAGCUGUAAAAAUGAACUUUACGACUACGGAUUUACCACCGGAACCAAUUGCCGUAAAUACUUUAAAGGAAAAUAAAUCAAAAAUGAUUCGUUUGUCGUUAAACAAGUAUUUUUAUUCACGAAUUCCGCCUGUUGGGUACACACCCCUGCGAGCUAUUAAUGAAAAGUUUAUUCAUGACAAAAAGGAAGAGUCAAUUAAUCACAAUAAAUCCAUCCAAGGAAUUGAAAAAAGAAAAAGUAAUUUUGUUUCGUAUAAACAAGAAAUUCCUGGUGAUGACAACGCACGAAUUAGUCCAACAAUUAUUCCUCUUGGGCCAAUUAUUCAAACGCCUACGCCGGUUAAAAAAAUAAAACCUUGUACAGAAAAUAACCAGACACGUAAUUUAUCUAAAAAUUAUGUUAAGAAUGAAUUAUUAAAUAAACUUAUUUGCAAUACGGAAGAUGUUAUUUUUGAUUUAAUUUUUCCAAAAUUUUAUUCUGAUGAAUAUGACGAAACAUGUGAAGAUGAAAAUAUAAAAGAAGAUUUAGAUAUUGCUGUAGAGAAAGAUGAUAAUGAAGAAGAAGUAAAAGAAGUUUUGACAGAAGUACCAGAAAUUUUUGUUGAAACUGCAGAUAAAAAUUUGAUAGUUCGAGGCUUUGAGUCUUUAAAAAAUCGCGAUAGUAAAAAUGAUUGUCAAUUCAAAUCAUGUUUUUUUGCUGCGAUCUUGUGCAUUUUAGCUAAAAUUCAAUUAAGUUUAGAAUUUUUCAGCAAUGAUUUAAUAGACGACUUAAUUUUAAGUGCAGAAGAACUUUUUGGCGAAGCUGGACUGUCAAAGUAUCUGCUUCAACGUUGGUUUUACACGAUACAAAUUUUUGGAGUAGGAUUUAGAAUAUUAUUAAAUCAAGAAAUUUAUGCUGAACCAGAUAUUUAUGAAGUCGAUGAACUGUCGCGUGUAUUAGAAAAUUUUUUUAAAAACAAUUCAACUGGAAUUAUAGUUUUCGAGAAUGCAUCAUUUGCAUUUUGGUUUUCAAACAAUCGUUAUUAUUUAUUUGAUCCGUAUUCGUGUGAUGAAAAUGGGUCCGCUAAUGAAGAAGGCCUCGCGUGUUUUCUCGAGUUUCUUUCGAUGGAAAACUUGAUCAAAAAAAUUCAAUCAAACAGUGGGGUUGAUAUUUUCAUGCCUUACAGAAUUUACACACUCAAUAUAAAACGCUUAGAAUGGCUGUCUGAUAAAAAUAAAAAACGUGUAAAAAAGAAUAACAAAAUUGCAGAACUUGUUACUGAUGAUAAUCAAGUGACAGAAGAAGAAUUUAUUGAAGAAAUAAACGAAACUAUAUCGGAAAAUUCAUCACUUAUUGAACUGUCUAAAUGGACUAAAAGCAAGAAAAUAAAUUUGCUUGACUAUGACAAGGAAAUUAAUGGUUUUGCUCCAUUAAAAAAUUUAAAUGCAUCAAUUUUCGAAGUUAAAGUAAUAGAAAAUGAUAUUACGCGACUUAAUAAUCCUCCAUUUAAAAUGAUGAAUUUUUCGUCUCCGUCUCAGUCUUUGUCUGCUGAUAAAAAAGAAGAAGAUCCUUUAAGGCCUUUAGGGAACAUGACAAAGAAAUCCCCAAGUCCAUCAGAAUUGAUGACAAUGAGAAGAAAGCCAUUUGACAGAAAAUUCAACCAGCACUCUAUUCUUUUACUCCCACUUGAUUUAUGUAUCAUGGCAUGGUCGUGUAUUCACGAGCCUUAUUUGUGGGGUGCAAGAACAAUUCAGUCAAUAUACGAAGCCAGUAGAGAUUUAGCUUUUGACAGUAUUCUUGCAGCUCAAGAUUCAUCCGUAAGUGACAUGACAGACGGGCUUCUAACUGAUUUUGAUAUCGCAAAUUAUCAUUUUCACGCUGUUUUCGCUCCUAUACACACCGGUAUACUUUACAAAACACAGGGAUGGAAUUUAGCAAUGUCACUUGAUAAAAUUUUUACAACCCCUAUUUAUACAGGAGCUACAAUCGUAUGCGGAAAAGCUCAUUUGGGUGUUAUGAAAAUAGGCGAUAAUUUUUAUCUAUGGUGGGCAAGUAUCGGUGAUAAAAUAUUUAAAAUAAUUACAUCGACUAUUUUAGAAGAUUUAUUGAAAAUAAUUGUUUUCGUUAUUGACGAAUCUGAAGAAACAGAAUUUAAAAUAAGAAUCAUAACUAUUUCUUAUGCUCAAAAAAUGGACCCUGAUUGUUUGGACACAUUCGGUUUACAUGAUUCAUUAGUACCCACUUCUUUGCCUCAAAUUCAUCGUAGAGAUAGUGAAAAUUAUAAUUACAAUUUGAAAAAUAUUUUGCGACCAGUAUUACCGCGCUAUCACCCAAUUUUCAUUAUUGGCACAGUCGGCUAUCAAAAUUUUGAACAAAUAAAAGAACCCAAUAUCAAACGUUGUUAUUUUGCUGCCUUACUUUCAGUUCUAAUGAAACGUGACAUAAUAAAAAACCCCGUCGCGAGUGUAAUUGAUAAAAUAAUUCAAAUUGCUGAGAAUAUUUACCGAGAAUUUGAAAACCCGAAAUAUCACAGGGAACAUAUUAUCCGAAAUGUCACUAUAAUGAAUAGAAUUUUUGAUUUUCGCGACACCGCAUCUCCUUUGCACGAACUAGCUCCCAAUCCUGACAAUAAAAAUGAUAAUUUUAAAUUAUUAAAAAAAGAACUACAAAAACACUUUAAAAAAUACAAUGACGGAAUUUUACAUUUAACGAACUGUUGCUACGGUUUUUGGUACUCGCAGUCAACGAAUACUUAUUAUUACUUAGAUCCUUAUAAAAAUAAUUAUCAGGGCAAAAGAGUAACUAACGGAGCCGGUUGCUUAGGAAUUUUUCCUUGUAUCGACAAAAUGAUAAAAGCUAUUUUAGUUAAUAGUGUCCAAAAUACAACAGGUUUUUUUAUUCACCGCAUUAACGUCGAAUCAAUAAACGUUUUGAGCCGGGAAAAAUUUAUCGAAGAUCCCAUGUGGGUUUAUUUAGAUUACCAUUGGAGUUUCAGUCAUUCAUUGAUGUCCGAUAAAUUUAAUUCCAAGUCAAAGCGUAAAAAAAAUAAAUCUCAAGUGUGUAAAUCACUUAGAGAAUUAAAUAAUGAUGAUAAAUUUGAUAUUAAAAUGUGGAAUAAUUAUGUCAUUGAAGUUCCUAAUUUGAUUUACUCAAUCUGGGGAACUAUCGGCGCUUAUGAUAAAAGAUUCGGAGAACGUGGAGGCAAAAAUCAACCGGCUAUUUGUGUAACGGUACUUGCAAUGCAGUUUUUAUGUAAUCCGUCAAAUUGGGACGCAUCGAUACUCGAUUCAUCAGUAAUUUACGGUGAUUUUUUUUACAUCGAUAGUUUUAAAUCACGGGCGGGUAAUUUUAAAAAUUCAAAUGCAUUUAAUCUCAACAAAAAUUUAAAAAUAUUACCGUACACUUGGACAAUUGACUACGGGGCUCCGAAAUGUGGAGUUUUAUAUGGCGAUGACGGGAGAUUGACCUUAGCAGCAGCGCUCAAAUUAAUUUUGAAUGAAUCAUCAAAUUUUUUGAUAAAAUGUGCUAAUGCAGUCAUCGGUGUUUUGUCAAAACCCGACGGUUAUUAUGCCGUUGAUCCCGGCUGGACCGGACCGCCUUUAUUUCAAAGACAUCGCGGCGCUAUUUAUGCACUACGUUGUAGAAAUAUUAAUGCUCUUGUGUAUGCAAUUACUAAAAUUAUAAACACUAAUCAGCGGGAAGAAUUUUUUAUUUUACCUCUCAAGUUUUAUUUCAAACAAAGUUGCAAUGAAAGUCAAACGUCCAAAACAAUAAACAAUAAAUUGUUUAAUAUUAAUACUAAUACUUACCCUAGUGUUGCCAAGGAUUGUAGAAAAAAUUUAAGUAUUGCUGGUAAUGAAGACAUUUAUACAAGAUACCGUAAUAAUGUCAAACGAGGUCUUGGUUGUAAAUCAAAUGGAGAAAAUUCUCAUACGCCUUCACUUGUACCGCAAAUAAAUGCCGCGUCAUUUAAAAAUAUAACUGUCAGUACUGACUGGCAUAAAAAUAUUGGAAAACGUCGCGUUAAUUUACCGAAAAAUGAUUCAAAAAAACGAAAUAAAAACGCGAGUAAAUUUUUGUCUUGCGAUGACUAUCCAAAAGUUGUAGAUUUUUUGAGUAAUAAACCGGAAGCUCCUCAGAAGACUAAGAAAUUUUUUAGCAAACAAUUGAAACAAUCUGAUGAAAUUUUACAGCCGAUUGAUUAUUAUCGCAAACGAAAAUUUUUAAAUGAUAAAAGUAAACGGGAAUUUAAGAUGCAGACAAUAGAUAUGAGGGAUGAUUAUUAUAAAAAUUAUAGGCAUCGAGUAGCUUUCAAUUUAGAUGACACUAUUUAUCAUAAUGAUAAUGAUGGUGGUAAUGAAGAAGAAGAAGAAAAAGAAAAUGAAGAAGAUGGAGAAGAAGAAGAAAAAGAAGGAGAAGGAGAAGAAGAAGAAGAAGAAGAAGGAAAAGAAGAAAUUGAAACAAAUGAAGAUUUAUCAUAA